Messenger RNA from Argentina anserina (silverweed cinquefoil), 2962 nucleotides. RefSeq names its product protein BLISTER. The transcript has 13 exons. Bases 331 to 2682 code for a protein of 783 amino acids. Lineage: Eukaryota; Viridiplantae; Streptophyta; Magnoliopsida; Rosales; Rosaceae. Gene Ontology annotation, biological process: regulation of growth. The record is from RefSeq and is a predicted model, not a curated record.
CAUUUCACAGCGCCCUCUCUCUCUCUCCUUCUCUCCGAUCAGAUCGGAGCCUCCCCGCCCGCCCGCACCGAAAUUAGGGCUUUUUUUUAACGUUUUGUAUAGCUUCUCCAUAUCUCCCCUACAAGAUUCAUUUUUUUUUUAUUUCUUUCAAAUCCCCAAAAUUUUCCGACCGUUUGAUCGAAUUCCGAAUUGAGCAUUCAGCAUUAUUGUUGCCCCAAUUCAUUGAUCGAAUUUGGAAUUUUGUGUUAGGGUUUUGCUUCGUUAGGGGUUUGUGAGGGGAAAGAUGUGUGUAUGAAUAAAGUUGUUUGAUUUUGAUUAGGGAGGGAUUGAAUGGCUUCCGCUCAGGUGUUGCCGACGAAGAAACAGGAGCAUUUGGAAGCUGGAAAGCGCCGGCUGGAAGAGUUCCGUAAGAAAAAAGCGGCAGAAAAAGCUAAGAAGGCUUCUUCUUCUAGCUUAGUCAAUGGCUCUGAAGUUGGCUCAAAUGAGAAACAGCCUGCAGAAACUGUACGGGUUACAGUCUCAGACGGAGCUGGUACAUCUGAUGGGCCUGCUGGUGGUUUAACGGAAGCGUCUUCUGUAAUAUCGAGCAACGGUGACAACGCCAUUGAUUUUUCCAAAAAAAAGGAACAUGCUUCUUCAAAUAAUGCAUACAGUAGUCCUUCAACAGACGAUUAUAAUGGAUUUUCUGCAGAUCAAGGAUAUAAGAGAUAUGGUGUCUCAGGUUUUCCUAGACCCUCAGAUGUUGGGGAUAGGUAUGAUAUAAAAGGGAUGAAUAAUGAUGUUGAAAAAGAUACUGGUACCAUAGGUUCUUUACCAUUUGCACAGACAUCUGACCAUCCUAUUACUCUACGUCCACAAGCCAGUCAAGAAUCUGAGAGCAACACAAGGCAAUUCAGCUUUUAUGGGGAUCAGUCAUCUGAACAUGAACUUUCUUCGAGGGGUUCCUUAGGUGCUGGUUUGGGGUAUUCUCAACAAUCUGUUGCAAAAAUUUCACCUCAAAACUCUGUCAGCACAUUUUUACAAAGUGAGACCAGUAAUUUCAGCACAAUGGCUGGUGGUCCUCCUUCAUCAUCUUCACUUUAUGAAGACUUGAUUGAACCUAGUACCAGUGCAAGAGGGUUUUCUCAAGAAGUUGGGAAAAGAAUACGUAAUGGUUCUGCAGACUUCAGUGAUCCUUUAAGUUUCAGAUUUGGAGAAGGAAAACUAAGUAGCUCUGCAAAUGGUAGUACACAACUGCAAACAUCUGAAUCCACUGAUUAUGGAUAUGAUGCUAGAAGUCUGUCCAAUCAUGUAGAGCCAGUGUCAGUAACACCUGAUAAUAGUUCAAGGAGAUCUCGCCCAUCAUUCCUUGAUUCUCUUAAUGUUUCUGGAGCUUCUUCCGGGAGUCCUUUUCAACAAGCUCAACCGGAGGAGUCAUAUUUCUCCAGCAGCUCUAAAUCAAAUGGCACGAGCUUCUUGGGGUCAUUGCCUUUCCAUAAGCCCUCUAUGGGGGAUGGACCUGCUACACCUUAUUUAUUUGAGCAUUCCAACAAGUCUUCACUUUCUCCUAGUGCUGGGGUGGACCAGCAGAGGCCAAUAGUUGAGAGUAGCUUGGACAGAAAACAUGAGUUUUAUUCAUCUAAGCAAAAUGAAGAUUUCGCGGCUUUGGAACAGCACAUUGAAGAUUUGACACAAGAAAAGUUUUCUUUGCAACGGGCACUUGAGGCAUCACGUUCUUUAGCUGAGUCAUUGGCUUCUGAAAAUUCUUCUUUGACAGAGACUUACAACCAACAGAGAAGUGUUGUUGACCAACUGAAAUCUGACUUGGAAACAUUACAAGAGGAGAUCAAGGCCCACAUGGUGGAACUUGAAGCCGUCAGAAAUGAAUAUGCAAAUGCCCAGCUAGAAUGUAAUGCAGCCGAUGAACGUUCCAAGUUAUUGGCUUCUGAAGUUAUUGGUUUGGAGGAGAAGGCACUCAGACUAAGGUCAACUGAGCUAAAGCUGGAGAGGCAAUUGGAGAACUCACAAGCAGAAAUAUCUUCAUACAAAAAAAGAUUGUCUAGCCUAGAGAAAGACCGUGCAGAUCUGCAUUCAACAAUCAACGCUCUUCAGGAAGAGAAGAAGCUGUUGCAGUCUAUGCUAAGGAAAGCGUCGGCUAAUGAAAAAAAAGCUGAUGUUAGCAAGAGUACUACUGGCAAGAAAGAUGUGUUUACUUCUACAGAAGAUCUAGAAGCAAAUGAGGAGGUUAGUCCUGAUACUGUAGACCAGGAAAUGCGUGAUGCCUCCAGUUUUUCAAUGCUUCCUGAAAAUGGACAGUCAAGUUUUGAUGUUUCAUCUGUAAAUAUACCUCCUGAUCAGAUGCGAACAAUUGAUAACAUCAAUACACUAGUUUCUGAGUUAACAUUAGAAAAAGAAGAGUUGCUACAAUCUUUGGCAUCUGAAACAUCUCAAUGCUCCAAGUUGAAGGAACUGAAUUAUGAAUUGUCCCGGAAACUUGAAGCUCAAACUCAAAGAUUAGAGCUUUUGACUGCCCAAAGUAUGGCUAAUGAAAAUACUCCAGUCAGGCAACCCAUAUCACACGAUUUGCCUGACAGUACUCCAUAUGCAGAUGAAGGAGAUGAGGUAGUGGAAAGAGUCUUGGGAUGGAUUAUGACACUCUUUCCCGGAGGGCCAUCAAGGCGAAGAACUAGUAAGCUUCUGUGAAAUGGAAGUUGGUAAAGCUCGUUAGUCCCUAUGAUAGGCUCUGAUUUUGUUUUCCUUCUCUUGCUGUAUCGGAGGUCGUAAUCUGUAUAUUUUGAGUCCAUCUAUAGUCCAUUCUUUUUUUUUUCAAGUAGAAAUAUGUUCACGAAUUGAGAGGCCCCCAUUUAUAUAACUAUCAUUUCUCUAAGACAUCAUUAUAAUGUCGUUGUUAUUGAUUUAUAACUUCUGUAGAUCUAGGGGGCAAUUGGAUACCCAUAUAGAAUUAGAAGUGCUAUACAGACAA